CAGACAAGCUGUCCAGUCACAUUGGACGAAGGAGACGCACGACUCACAUCAUAUGGUUCAUUUCCAAGAAACACAUCAAGGGUCGUCGAGACGACUGUGGACAAACAGCUGCAGCUACAUUGAUGCAAAGAAAGACCAGAGGAGAAGACUCACUGGACGUCUCUUUAAAUGACUGAGAACACAUGAAGACUUCUCUCCCUGUGAUCUUCUCCUGAGAAAGAACGAUAACGCAGCUGAUCGUCCGAAGGCCAAUAGGACAGUGAGUGUGUCCUCGGUGACCAUGGCGUCCACGGGUCUGCAGGUGCUGGGCCUGGUCUUGGCCGUUAUGGGCUGGGUGUGUGGGUCGCUGGUGUGUGCGGCGCCCCUGUGGCGCGUGUCUGCCUUCGUUGGGGGGGAGCUGGUGAUCGCUCAGGUGUUAUGGGAGGGACUGUGGAUGAACUGCUUGUCCCAGACCACGGGUCAGAUCCAGUGUAAGACCUACGACUCCACCCUGGCUCUGCCCACGUCGGCGCAGGCUGCCCGGGGCCUCACGGUCCUCUCCCUGCUCCUCUGCCUGCUGGCCCUCAUACUCGGCGUUUCGGGAGCCAAGUGCACCCACUGCAUGGGCGACGGCAAACAGGCCGACAAGGCCCGGCUGGCCAGGAUAGCAGGGGUGCUCUUCAUCGUAGCGGGCCUUGCCUACUUGAUACCGAUCUGCUGGACUGCCUACGCCGUCAUCCGGGAUUUCUACGACCCAAAGGUUGCGGCUCCUUUGAAGAGGGAGCUGGGGCCGGCCCUGUACCUGGGCUGGGGGGCCAGCGUCAUGCUCCUAGUGGGGGGAGUUCUGCUGCAUAUCGGCUCCUCUCCACCGGGGACAAGAGCCACGCCGGUGUUCGGGAGAGGUGCGAAGGACAACCCUCAGGCGGGGGCAGCGGGAGACGCCAAGCAACAGGAGAAAUCUUUUGUUUGAAUUCAUAUUGUUUGAUCUGUGAGGUGAGAAGAGAACUAAACCUCCUCAGGAACACCUUUGGAACUGACACCCUUUGUUUUGUCUUAUUUUAUACAAAAAAAAAAAAAAAAAGGUGUUUUGUUUGGGCUGGUGAGUGAGCUGCAUUCAGAGUGUAAAACGUGGAACAGCUCUGCGGCGAGUGGGAGUCGGGAUGAGCUGUGGGAGGACUUCAGAUGAUUACAUGUUUACUAAUGCAUGUGACUUACAUUUCUUGGAUUCCAGGCGCCCUCUGCUUGUGUUUGUGAGUGUGUGUGUGUGUGUGUGAAUGUCUGCAUUUGUGAGUGUGCGUGUGUGUGUGGGACGUGAGUGUACAGAAGGCCAGUGUACAUAGUAAAAGUGUGUAUGCUGAUGAGGGUGAGUGUGGGCAGUGGAGGCGCUGCUCGAUUAAUGACUUUAUACACAAGUUUUGUUGUUGCUGUUGUUGGUUUUGCUCAAUAAGAAAUAUAACCUGUUGUUUUGCUUUGUCUUUAUAGAAAUAUAGAGUUUUGCUCUUGUAAGUUAGAUUAUCAGUGACAAGUCAAUUUUUUGUCACACAUUUCCACACUUAAGUUAAACAGUUUCAGGCAGUUUAAAACAUCUGGCUGUAGUAAAUGGGUCCUUUGGUUCAUAGAUACUGAAUAUCUGUAAUAUCUGUGAUUUGAGGUCUAAGCUUCAGAUGUUGGUGUAACAUGCAGACUGUAAAAAACCUCCAAUAAACAUUUUGCCGUUCCACUGCGCUUUGUGCCGCGGACAUGAAUGACCAGCCAACAUGGAGGCUUUUCCACAUAAAUAUUCUUGGUGUAUGCAGGACAGCUGACACAACAGUAUGUUCACCUCGCAUGUCAGUCGUGAAUUAUCGUCCAGUCAGCUGCUUGAGCUUCUUCAUUUUUUUUUAUGGUCCAUUUGGUCCUUGACAUUUCCACCAGAACCGUUUUUAGUCUUCUCUUUCUCACACCGUCUUUGAUCGACAAAUUUAACAUAACCCAGUUAAGAUUUUGUCUCAUUCACACAUUUCACUUCCCCAAAGACGUGUGUGUUACCCCAGUUGGUUUCGACGUGUUUGGACAAGUGAAAUAAACAGCGGUUGUCGAUACAGUGUAACUGACGUCAGGACGGUUGCAGGCUCACUUCAAAUGCAGCGUUCGAACUUUUCAGUGACAGUACUCCUGCUCAGUUCCUUAUAUUUCUGUGUGGACUUUGCAUGUCAUCAUAAUUUAUUA
Salarias fasciatus (jewelled blenny) is the source of this 2187-nucleotide messenger RNA. Its product is annotated as claudin-9-like. Gene Ontology annotation, cellular component: bicellular tight junction; membrane. The transcript has 2 exons. Gene Ontology annotation, molecular function: structural molecule activity. The coding region runs from base 281 to 949 and encodes 222 amino acids. Lineage: Eukaryota; Metazoa; Chordata; Actinopteri; Blenniiformes; Blenniidae. The record is from RefSeq and is a predicted model, not a curated record.